UGCGCCAAAUCCAUCAUCCACAGAGACCUGAAGAGCAACAACAUCUUCCUACACGAGGACCUGACCGUGAAGAUAGGAGAUUUCGGCCUGGCCACAGUGAAGUCCCGUUGGAGCGGCUCCCACCAGUUUGAACAGCUCUCUGGCUCCAUCCUGUGGAUGGCCCCAGAGGUCAUCCGUCUGCAGGAUAAGAACCCUUACAGCUUCCAGUCUGACGUCUACGCCUUCGGGAUAGUUCUCUACGAGUUGAUGUCUGGGGCCUUGCCCUACUCCAACAUCAAUAACAGAGACCAGAUAAUCUUCAUGGUGGGUCGGGAUACCUAUAAUCUUCAUGGUGGGUCGGGAUACCUGUCUCCUGACCUCAGUAAGGUGCGCUCCAACUGUCCUAAAGCCAUGAGGAGGCUGAUGGCUGACUGUAUGAAGAAGAAGAGAGAGGAACGACCCCUAUUCCCUCAGAUCCUGGCGUCCAUUGAGCUGCUGGCGCGUUCUUUACCCAAGAUCCACCGCUCCGCAUCGGAACCCUCACUGAACCGAGCCGGGUUCCAGACGGAGGACUUCAGCCUGUACGCCUGCUCCUCCCCCAAAACCCCGAUACAGGGGGAUACG
Messenger RNA from Oncorhynchus tshawytscha (Chinook salmon), 603 nucleotides. Its product is annotated as serine/threonine-protein kinase B-raf-like. Gene Ontology annotation, molecular function: ATP binding; protein kinase activity. NCBI's taxonomy places the organism in Eukaryota, Metazoa, Chordata, Actinopteri, Salmoniformes, Salmonidae. The transcript has 6 exons. The record is from RefSeq and is a predicted model, not a curated record. Gene Ontology annotation, cellular component: cytosol; mitochondrion; plasma membrane. The annotation marks the transcript as partial. Gene Ontology annotation, biological process: protein phosphorylation.